GCAGCUCCGGGCACGAUGCAGAGAGCCGGAGGCGGGGGCGCCCCCGGGGGCAGCGGCGGCGGCGGGGGCCCGGGCGCUGCCUUCUCCAUCGACUCCCUGAUCGGGCCGCAGCCGCCGCGCUCCGGCCACUUGCUCUACACUGGCUACCCCAUGUUCAUGCCCUACCGGCCCCUCGUGCUGCCGCAGGCGCUGGCCCCCGCGCCGCUGCCCGCCGGCCUCCCGCCCCUCGCCCCGCUAGCCUCCUUUGCCGGCCGCCUGACGAACACCUUCUGCGCGGGGCUGGGCCAGGCCGUGCCCUCGAUGGUGGCGCUGACCACCGCGCUGCCCAGCUUCGCGGAGCCGCCCGACGCCUUCUACGGGCCCCCAGAGCUCGCUGCCGCCGCCGCCGCCGCCACUGCCACGAGAAACAACCCCGAGCCGGGCGGCCGACGCCCGGAGGGCGCGCUGGAAGCCGAAGAGCUGCUGCCCGCCCGGGAGAAAGUGGCAGAUCCCGCACCGCCCCCGCCUCUGCACUUCUCAGAGACUUUCCCAAGUCUGCCGGCCGAGGGGAAGGUGUACAGCUCGGAUGAGGAGAAGCCGGAGGCGCCGGCGGGAGACCCAGCAGGCAGCGAGCAGGACGAAGGGGGCUCGGGCGGUGACAGCGAGGACGACGGUUUCCUGGACAGCUCUGCAGGGGGCCCCGGGGCCCUCCUGGGACCCAAAGCGAAGCUAACGGGAAGCCUGGGGACUGGAGCUGAGGAGGGGGCGCCGGCGGCGGCGGCGGCGGGAGUCGCGGCUCCUGGGGGCAAAAGCCGGCGGCGCCGCACAGCCUUUACCAGCGAGCAGCUUUUGGAGCUGGAGAAGGAGUUUCAUUGCAAGAAAUACCUGAGCUUGACCGAGCGCUCCCAGAUCGCCCACGCCCUCAAGCUCAGUGAGGUGCAGGUCAAGAUCUGGUUUCAGAAUCGGCGGGCCAAGUGGAAGCGCAUCAAAGCUGGCAAUGGGGGCAGCCGUUCUGGGGAGCCUGCAAGAAACCCCAAGAUUGUCGUGCCCAUACCCGUGCACGUCAGCAGGUUCGCGGCGCGGAGCCAGCACCAGCAGAUGGAGCAGGGCGCCCGGCCCUGAGGGGCUCCCGGGGACGUCCUGAGUCUGCUCGGAGACUGGGCCAGGGUCCUGGGGACCAGAGGGGUUCCCGCUGUGAUUCUGCCCUCGGACGGCGCUCAGUCGGCAAUUCACGUAGCUCUAGGGGGGCUCUCCUGGCACUUGGCCCUGAGCCACUCCAGAGACCCCCAGGACUGGGGCUUCAGGGCUAAAGGGGCUUUAGGUUCUUCCUGUCGAGGAGCUGCUGGGACUGAGUUGGACCCCUAGGGCUCGGCAGGUUCCUGGCUGACGCCCUGGAAUCGCUUCUGACGGGGGUGGGAGGAAGCCGGGGUGAGGCCUAGCCAAGCUGAUGGCGGCUCCUUAUUUAUUUUGUGUGGAGUUUGUAUAUAUGGAGCUGUCUGCCUCUGUCUGUCUGCACCCCUGAGAGGGGCUGGGGAGCUUGUGUGUUUCCUCCAUCCUCAGCCAGUUUGGUUCCGUCUCACUGUCCCAGGGUGGGUACCGCCUCGCCUGUCUAUAGUACAGGACGCGCAAAGAAGUGAAGUGGAACUGUCACUAGCCCGUUAGAAACCCUUCAGCACCCACCUGUCCUUCCUGUAAUCUACCUCCACUAACAUCCUCUCCCGCCGCAGGUGCUGCCCACCGUCCCCGCCUCCAGCUCUCACGCUCCUGACGCGGCACCGCUUUUCUCUUUCCCAUUAAACAGGCAAGCUUCUGCAUCUCUGUUUUCUGCUCUUUGCAAGAGUUUGCAGACUUCAGUUAGAGGGUUCACUCCCUUUUGUGUUCUGAGGGGAAAUGAAGUACUUGACCCUAGCUUAGAUGGGGCGUGUCUGGCCGUGUCUAAGUAGGUGGAGGUUAUCAGUCGUGUGAGGGACUGGGGCCGGCCGGGGGCUCACCCCCAUCACCUGGGAGCCCAUUAAUAGAUCCUCUCC
Molecule: messenger RNA, 2006 nt
Organism: Lagenorhynchus albirostris (white-beaked dolphin)
Lineage: Eukaryota; Metazoa; Chordata; Mammalia; Artiodactyla; Delphinidae
Gene: GBX1
Product: gastrulation brain homeobox 1
Exons: 2
Coding region: 16-1101 (361 amino acids)
Biological process (GO): regulation of nervous system development; regulation of transcription by RNA polymerase II
Cellular component (GO): nucleus
Molecular function (GO): DNA-binding transcription factor activity, RNA polymerase II-specific; RNA polymerase II transcription regulatory region sequence-specific DNA binding
Source: RefSeq, a predicted model, not a curated record